AUGGAUGAAAAUUACAUCAGAAGGGAGCGUCGACGUAAAGAAGAAACAAAAAAGACUGUGGCGGAGAUGAGGGCUGCUUUGAAAGUCUGUAAUAUGGACGACGUUCGUCGACACAAAAUGCCCUUCGAAAAAGCUUUAAUAAUUGGUUUAGAAGAGAAAGGCUAUUACGUUGCUGCAGCGAUAAUUCAAGACCUGAUAGACGUCCAAACUAGCAGGAGGGAGACUUCUGGCCCUUCCAGUGUCUUAUGGUCGAAGCCUCAACUGAAGGACAAUAAGAAUCUCUUGAAAACCCUUAGCGAUAAUUUAGUGAUAUCGGACAUCCAACGAAAUAUGAAUGAUCACGCAAAGGAAUGUGAGACAUUCCUCAAAACAGCAACACACUUUGCAUUCUUACAUCCAGAUUGGUGGUGGAUGGGUGAACAACUAUUACUGAUGUCUAUUAGUUUUGGGAAACGUUACCCUUCCACGGAAGGAAAGUACGAAGCCUUAAGUAGUUACGUGUAUGCAAAAUUUCUUCUGGAAAAUACCAAAGAGACGGAAUCUGCUCAUCUUUAUUUAAUAAAAGUACGGGAAUUGUCAAAAGGUAAAAAAUGGGUGACUAUUGCUCUAUUUCCAGAUGAGAGAGACUAUCUUUAUACAAGAGCUAACUACCUUCUACACAUGUGCUUGAUGCAGGAAGCAAGAUCAUACUUAAGAAGUGAUGUUAACAAGGCAAUAAAAUUGGCAAAUAUAGCAAGAAAGAGAGCCGCAGAAGCGUGUAAUUUAGACGGUGAAACUAGAGCUUUGCUUCUGAAAGGAAUAUGCGAAGUGAGCACUAAACGCGCUAUGGCAGCCAUAGCAACUUUUACUAAAGCGUAUUAUAUUCAAGAAAGACUAGGCAACCUAGAAGGUAUUUGCAUGGCUAAGCUACAUUUAGCCCAAGCAUAUUUGGUAAAUGGUGAUACGCUACAAUCUUUGAGAACCUUGCUAACGGCUAGAGAUUGUGCAGAACGUAACAAUCUAACUUAUUUGCUAGGGCAAGCUUAUAAACACCUAGGAGAAUUCUACUUGAACAAUGGAGAACCCAGGAAAGCAACACCUUUGCUAGGGGAAGCCCUAAAAAUACUUCACAAGGCAGAAAGCGUACUUGAUAUCGAACAAGUUCGUAACUUGGAAGCUAUUUCUAUGGGAUUGGAAUUGUUUCCUAGAUACCUGAAACUACUGUCUGAUACAAGUGAUCCUGUAAAUGGUUUUGAAAAUUUGAUGAAGAUGAUUGAUUGGAAAGACUUGAGGGUACAGUUCUGGUCUCAAGACGACAUAUCUUUUGAUCCCUCAUCUCUAGACUCCCCUAAAAAUUCCGAUACCCAACAAACAUCCAUCAGUUCUUCAUACGAUGUAGGUAGUAGAAUGAACAGUAACCCGAAGGAUGAACAAAUUUUAAAAUUACAUGACAAUAUUCAUGCAUUCCAGAAUGGUUCUAACUACGAAGAAAAACUAUUAGCUAACGAAAAAGAGUCGGUGACCGUUGAUGAAAAGAAAACAAAAUCCAUAUGA
Molecule: messenger RNA, 1533 nt
Organism: Anoplophora glabripennis (Asian longhorned beetle)
Lineage: Eukaryota; Metazoa; Arthropoda; Insecta; Coleoptera; Cerambycidae
Exons: 1
Coding region: 1-1533 (510 amino acids)
Molecular function (GO): protein binding
Source: RefSeq, a predicted model, not a curated record